Saccostrea cuccullata (small rock oyster) is the source of this 1661-nucleotide messenger RNA. Its product is annotated as probable G-protein coupled receptor Mth-like 1. Gene Ontology annotation, molecular function: G protein-coupled receptor activity. Lineage: Eukaryota; Metazoa; Mollusca; Bivalvia; Ostreida; Ostreidae. The record is from RefSeq and is a predicted model, not a curated record. The transcript is spliced from 2 exons. The coding region runs from base 456 to 1625 and encodes 389 amino acids. Gene Ontology annotation, cellular component: membrane. Gene Ontology annotation, biological process: cell surface receptor signaling pathway; G protein-coupled receptor signaling pathway.
AAGGUCGCGGGGUUGUAAGUGGCGAUAAAACAAAAUUUAUGAACCUCCUGACCUUCACAAAAUACUUGACUUCAUUAUUUCUCUAUUACCGGCAUGUUCCGCAAUGGUUUUCAGGAGAUUAGAAACGUAUUCUGACAUUUAAUACAGGGGGUCAUAAGUAAUGGACAAGAUAAACAGAAAUCAUCUGUUCUGUGAUUAGCUUUAUCAUAUUUCUCUCACCAGUGCUAACUUUCUCUCCUCUGUAGUUUAAUCCAUCUACACGAUACUUUGACUUGGUCGUCGCUUGCCCACAGUUUACCGGCUGCUGACAGACCUGUAUCGCACAUGAUGGAAUCAUCUCCCCGGGAAACUGAAUGAGUCCUGGCAUCUUAAGUGUGCAGAGCAAUUAAUCAAUUCCGGUGUGAGAUUUAUUCCGGGUGUGACGGCAUCAUGCAACCCAUUCUCUAUUGAACUAAAUGAAAGACACACACAGGAUGCUUUGGAACGGAAAUAAAUUUCAGUUUGUGAAGAACGCCAGCUUUCUGGAAGACACCGACCUUUCUACGGCUGACCUUUCUACGGUGAAGUCCAUAUUGAAUUGUUCCGCUUCCCUUUCCUUCUACAGAAAUGGAACAUAUUUGGACAUUAACAGCUCCAUCUCAAUUCUGGGAAAUAAUAAAAUUUAUGAAGAAAACGAGUAUAUUUUGAACAGUUCUGGGAUUUUUGUGUGUGAAAAGGAGGCAUUGUUUGACAUCAAUGACAUCCGGGUAUUGACAACAAUCGUGACGUUCACUAUUUCAGUCACGUGCCUCAUCAUUGCCUUCAUCAUUCACAUCUGUACAAAGACUUACCGCUCCACACACGACAAAUGCAUGAUGUCAUUCUCAGCGGCACUUUUUUUCGCCCAGAGUGCUGCACUGGUUCCUCACUUGACGACAAUCUUUUGUCAAACUAACGCUGUCCUCCUGCAGUAUUUAUGGUUAGCUGUUUUCACGUGGACAAGCGUGAUGGCGUUUGACCUUGCGUACGCAUUCAGUAUUUGCAGGAUAUCUUACCUUAGAUCUACAGACAGUAAGAAAUUGUUCAUAAAGUAUUCCCUGUUUGGAUGGCUUGUACCAUUUGCAAUCGUGUUGGUUUGUGUUCUUCUUGACCAGUUUGAAGAGUCGGUGAACUUUGGCUAUGGAUCGAGUGGACAUUGCUGGAUCACCAACAAAGUAGCUGUGUACAUCAGCACUACAACCCCUGUCGUAAUUUGUCUUGUCUUCAAUUUUGUAUGCAUUGGAGUAUCCAUGUUUGGAAUAGAAUAUGUUAAAAAGCAAUCUUUAUAUGUUAAGAAGAGCACAAAAGACGCUGCAAGAUGCACUGUAUAUCUACAAAUAUCACUCUUGCUUGGAGUCACUUGGGUUUUGGCUUUUAUCAUUAUAGCAUUCCCGUUCCUAUGGCUACAGGUUAUGCACAAUAUCAUAAACGGUUGUCAAGGAGUUUAUGUCUUGGUUAUGACUUUGAAGCAUCCUAAAGUUGUUAAAGGAAUUUCUAGAAGGAUGCAGAGAUACAAACUGUCUUACAGUAAAGCGAAAUCAACUUCUCUCACCACGUCAACUCCAAAUAAACCUAUCAACACUGUCAAAAGAUCCCACUCUAUUUAGAAUUUCUAAGCAAAUGUAAAAUACUGUAUUUUGGUU